AUGUAUAAGCAUAAACUCUACAGCCGCGGCCGGGGGUCGGCGGGCGGCGGGGCGGGGCCGCGGCAGCCGCCGCCCGGGCCAGGUGCACCUGCGGCACCGUCCGCCCGCUCGGGGGGCCCGGCCCGGCUCACCCCGCCCGCCGACCCCGGCCGGGAGCCGGGCACCGGGGCCGCCCCAGCACCGGGGAAGCUGCACCUGGCCCGGGCCCGGCGCUGCCCCCGCCCCGCGGCCGAGCCCGCACCGCACCGGGCCGGCCCCUCCGGCGGCCGCGGCGCCCCGGGCGGAGGGAGGAGCCAGGGCGGCCCCCCCGGGCGGCCGGCAGCGCUCCCCGCCCCGGCCGGGGGCUCCAGCUGUGGCACAGCUGCAUCGGCGGGCGGACGGGGGUGGGGGGAGGAAGGGGGCAAGUUAUUAUCUGCAACAAUACCUCGGGGGAGGAGGCAGCGGAGGCGAGCGCGGCGGCGGCGGCGGGAGGAGGUGGCGAGGGGCGGGCCGGGGGCGGCACCGGGACCGCCCCCCGCGGCCGCCCCGCACCGCCCGCCCCCGGCCCCGCCGCCGGCCCCUUCCUUCCGCCCGGCGGCCCCUUCCGCGCCCCUGCCCCGCGGCGUGCCCCGCCGGCCCCUCCCGCGCUCCCGGCUCCGGAACCCCCGCGCCGCUCCCGCCGCGUCCCCCGGGCGGCCCCUCCCGCGCUCCGCCCUGCACAUCCCUGCCUGCCUUCCUCCCUCCCUGCCUCCCUCCGGCCCGCCAGCCUCCCGCAUCCCCCCGUCCGCGCUGCUCCCGCAUCCCUCCGUCCGCGCCCCCCCCGCCCUUACCUCCCCUGGGGCUCAGGGAAGGGCGGCCGCGGCCCCGAGCUCGGCGGGACGGCCCCGGAACAAAAAGCGAAAGCGGCGGCCGCUGCCUCCCGCUCUGCCGGGCUGCCGCGCUCUGCCCGCGGCUGACGUCAAGGGCCCAAAUUCCUGCCUUUCCCUGCAGGCAGAUUUGUCCAUGUAA
Messenger RNA from Zonotrichia leucophrys gambelii, 987 nucleotides. Its product is annotated as basic salivary proline-rich protein 4-like. The transcript is spliced from 2 exons. The coding region runs from base 1 to 987 and encodes 328 amino acids. Lineage: Eukaryota; Metazoa; Chordata; Aves; Passeriformes; Passerellidae. The record is from RefSeq and is a predicted model, not a curated record.